AUGCCCAAGGUCGUCUUCGACAGACUCAACUUCACGCAUCUGACGCCUACACCAAUGCACCUCCAGCUAGCAGACUCUUCGGUCCGCUAUCCAGAGGGGAUUGCUGAAGAUGUUCCAGUCAGAGUUCGAGACUACUUCGUCCCAGUUGACUUCAUAGUGCUCGACAAAAAAGAGACACCACUCAUACUUGGGCGGCCAUUCCUGAGCAUUGCCGGAGCACACAUCGAUGUGGGAGCUGGAGAAAUCCGCUUCAACAUCAACGGGAGAGAAGAAAAAUUCCCGUUUCGGCCCAAAAAGGAACAAUGCUCAAUGGUUAACAUUAAGUCUGGGUUAAGCACACAAGAAAGGGCUGAAGUAACAUCUCCCAACCUUGAUCCUACAACCACACGUUCCACAAAGAAGGUGUGGCGUAAGGUCGCAAGCUCAUCCUCGUCCAAUUCUCCAGGACGAGCCGAGCUGGGGUAA
This is a messenger RNA of Panicum virgatum (switchgrass), 465 nucleotides long. RefSeq lists its product as uncharacterized. The transcript has a single exon. The record is from RefSeq and is a predicted model, not a curated record. Bases 1 to 465 code for a protein of 154 amino acids. NCBI's taxonomy places the organism in Eukaryota, Viridiplantae, Streptophyta, Magnoliopsida, Poales, Poaceae.